UAUCUAUCGAAACAAUGAGAUUACCACCUACAAAAAUAUUUCAGUGAGUGAAACUUACAAUGUCUUUAACAGAGCGAGUCUUUAAUCAUCUUUCUCUCUUCGAUCUAUCUCUUGCGUUGUUAGGUCUGUUUGUUUUUUGUUGUUUGCGUGAGAAGUUAACCAAUAAGCACGGGCCAAUGCUGUGGCCAGUGUUCGGCAUUACCCUAGAGUUUUUCAUUCAUAAAAAUGAUGUCUAUGGAUGGGUCACAAAGUCUUUAAAAAAAUCCCGAAACACGUUUCUUUACCGCGGGUUCUGGCUUGAUGGAUCUCAAGGAGCCGUGACUUGUUCUCCUGCCAAUGUUGAGUACAUGCUCAAGACCAACUUCAAGAACUUCCCCAAAGGUACCUUCUUUAAAGACCGGUUCAAAGAUCUCCUCGAGGAGGGUAUCUUUAACGCUGAUGAUGAGUCCUGGAAAGAGCAACGACGGGUCAUCAUAACCGAAAUGCAUUCAACUCGGUUCAUGGAGCAUUCCUUUCAAACAACACAACGUUUAGUAAGGAAGAAGCUGUUGAAGGUUAUGGAGAGUUUCGCUAGGUCACAAGAAGCUUUUGAUCUCCAAGACGUGCUCUUGCGCUUGACGUUUGACAUCAUAUGCAUCGCGGGUCUUGGAGAUGACCCGGAGACUCUAGCUCAAGAUCUUCCUCAAGUUCCAUUUGCUAAAGCUUUUGAUGAAGCAACGGAGUCUACGUUGUUUAGGUUCAUGAUCCCUCCAUUUAUAUGGAAACCAAUGAGGUUCUUAGACAUAGGGUAUGAGAAAGGUCUAAGAAAAGCUAUUGACGUCGUGCAUGGAUUCGUGAAUAAGAUGAUUAUGGAUCGUAUCUGCAUGGUCAAUAAUGAUGAGACGUUAGAUAAUAGAUCUGUCCUUACAAGAAUUAUUCAGAUAGAGAGUCAUAAAAAAGGUAACGAGAUUGGUCCUUCAACCAUUAGGUUUUUUAGACAGUUUUGCACAAGUUUCAUCUUAGCGGGACGUGACACAAGUUCUGUUGCAAUUUCAUGGUUCUUCUGGGUGAUACAAAGACACCCACAAGUUGAAAACAAAAUCAUCCAGGAGAUCAGAGAAAUCUUGAAACAGAGAGGAGAUCCUUCAGACAGUAGUCUCUUCACGGUCAGAGAACUAAACAACAUGGUGUAUCUACAAGCAGCAAUUUCAGAAACUCUAAGACUUUACCCACCAAUCCCUAUGGAGAUGAAACAAGCCAUUGAAGAUGAUAUGUUGAGUGAGAGCAAGAGGUAG
This is a messenger RNA of Brassica napus (rape), 1274 nucleotides long. Its product is annotated as cytochrome P450 86B1-like. The record is from RefSeq and is a predicted model, not a curated record. Gene Ontology annotation, molecular function: monooxygenase activity; heme binding; oxidoreductase activity, acting on paired donors, with incorporation or reduction of molecular oxygen. NCBI's taxonomy places the organism in Eukaryota, Viridiplantae, Streptophyta, Magnoliopsida, Brassicales, Brassicaceae. Bases 60 to 1274 code for a protein of 404 amino acids. The transcript has a single exon.